Opisthorchis viverrini is the source of this 261-nucleotide messenger RNA. RefSeq lists its product as hypothetical. The coding region runs from base 1 to 261 and encodes 86 amino acids. NCBI's taxonomy places the organism in Eukaryota, Metazoa, Platyhelminthes, Trematoda, Opisthorchiida, Opisthorchiidae. The record is from RefSeq and is a predicted model, not a curated record. The transcript has 2 exons.
AUGAGUGCAGCAAUCAAGAGGUACCGGAGAGCGCACAUAAAAGAUCACUUUUCUCUACGGUGCCGAGUACUACGCAAUGAGGUCAACGAUUCCGCAUAUGGCGAGAUUGUUCGGGAUCUCAGUCUUCUGAUCCGAGUCUAUGGUGCAUGUGUAAGCACCAAGGACGAGCUGAUGGCUGCUUGGGGUAAAAGUCCGCACAACAGCGUUGUCGGUGGCGGUUUACCAAUAUCACCAUCCGUUACGGAUGGCCAGACAUACUGA